AUGGAGCGCGGCAAGCCUAUGCUGCUAAAGCACGCAAGUCGGCUUCCUCGUGUGGCCCAGGCUGGGCGCGUUGCUGACGUCGGCGGACAUGAUGUCUUGCGUACUCGCUCCACUUUGGUCGAGGUCAUGGAUGAGAGAAAGGGGCUGGCGACGCAUAAGUUCGGCUCUCAAGAUCGCGCAGGCAUCCGUAACUCCCGGACCUGGUCCAGUCCAAUAGGACAAGGCAUGAACAAACAGCCUAUCGAGAGUGCCGCGCCGGUUAGGCAGGGCCAGCAAAGUCGGGGGUCAAGCAAGGCCGACGGUAAGACGAUCCCGUAUCCCGCGUAG
Messenger RNA from Verticillium dahliae VdLs.17, 327 nucleotides. RefSeq lists its product as uncharacterized. The record is from RefSeq and is a predicted model, not a curated record. The transcript has 2 exons. Lineage: Eukaryota; Fungi; Ascomycota; Sordariomycetes; Glomerellales; Plectosphaerellaceae. Bases 1 to 327 code for a protein of 108 amino acids.